Fulvia fulva is the source of this 318-nucleotide messenger RNA. RefSeq lists its product as uncharacterized. The transcript has a single exon. The record is from RefSeq and is a predicted model, not a curated record. Lineage: Eukaryota; Fungi; Ascomycota; Dothideomycetes; Mycosphaerellales; Mycosphaerellaceae. The coding region runs from base 1 to 318 and encodes 105 amino acids.
AUGGAGAUCGAUGAUGAAAAAGUUCUCGCCCGCGCCUCUGCACACCACCACGGCCAUGUCUCCUUCUGCAAAGAAAUGUAUCUCUUCCUCUGCGAUACUGGCGUUCUGGCCGCCGCUCCCACUGGGAUCCGUCGUGGUGAUGUGCUGUACUUCCUUCCUGGGUUCAGUUGUCCGUUUGUGGUGCUGAGGGGGAGGAAUGAGCAGUGGGAGAUGGUGAGUUUAGCGUGGUUGGGACCGCUGAAGUUGGUGCCUAGUUGUUUUACGAGGAGGGGUAUUGUUUUUGAGAGGGAGAGGUGGGAGGGGUUGAAGAUUGUGUGA